Messenger RNA from Dipodomys ordii (Ord's kangaroo rat), 1324 nucleotides. It is a transcript of the gene Sstr2, whose product is annotated as somatostatin receptor 2. Gene Ontology annotation, biological process: cellular response to glucocorticoid stimulus; cellular response to estradiol stimulus; neuropeptide signaling pathway. Gene Ontology annotation, molecular function: neuropeptide binding; somatostatin receptor activity. The record is from RefSeq and is a predicted model, not a curated record. NCBI's taxonomy places the organism in Eukaryota, Metazoa, Chordata, Mammalia, Rodentia, Heteromyidae. Bases 86 to 1195 code for a protein of 369 amino acids. The transcript has a single exon. Gene Ontology annotation, cellular component: neuron projection; membrane.
CAGCGUGGCUCACGGGCCUCCAGGGACCACUGAGGUAAGCACAGACCUUUGGGCUCUUGGUUCUAGACUGCCCGACAGAGCAACCAUGGAGAUUCUGGGUGAGCGCAUCAAUGGGAGCCAGGGAUGGCUGCCCUCUUCGUUUGACCUCAGUGGCUCAGUGGCAACAGCCAAUUACUCCAAUAAGACGGAGCCGUACUACGACAUGACGAGCAAUGCCGUGCUCACGUUCAUCUACUUUGUGGUCUGCAUCAUUGGGCUGUGUGGCAACACGCUGGUCAUUUACGUCAUUCUGCGCUAUGCCAAGAUGAAGACCAUCACCAACAUUUACAUCCUCAACCUGGCCAUCGCUGACGAGCUUUUCAUGCUGGGGCUGCCUUUCCUGGCCAUGCAGGUGGCCCUGGUCCACUGGCCCUUUGGCAAGGCCAUUUGCCGAGUCGUCAUGACAGUGGAUGGCAUCAACCAGUUCACUAGCAUCUUCUGCUUGACAGUCAUGAGCAUCGACCGCUACCUGGCCGUGGUUCACCCCAUCAAGUCAGCCAAGUGGAGGCGGCCCCGGACAGCCAAGAUGAUCAAUGUGGCUGUUUGGGGGGUCUCUCUACUGGUCAUCUUGCCGAUCAUGAUUUACGCUGGGCUUCGGAGCAACCAGUGGGGGCGCAGCAGCUGUACCAUCAACUGGCCGGGUGAAUCGGGAGCGUGGUACACGGGGUUCAUCAUCUACGCGUUCAUCCUGGGGUUCCUGGUGCCUCUCACCAUCAUCUGUCUUUGCUACCUGUUCAUCAUCAUCAAGGUGAAGUCCUCUGGCAUCCGCGUGGGAUCCUCCAAGAGGAAGAGGUCGGAAAAGAAAGUGACCCGGAUGGUGUCCAUUGUGGUGGCUGUGUUCAUUUUCUGCUGGCUUCCCUUCUACAUCUUCAAUGUCUCCUCUGUCUCGGUGGCCAUCAGUCCCACCCCAGCCCUUAAAGGGAUGUUUGACUUUGUGGUGGUCCUCACCUAUGCCAACAGUUGUGCCAAUCCUAUCCUCUAUGCCUUCUUAUCUGACAACUUCAAGAAGAGCUUCCAGAAUGUUCUCUGCUUGGUCAAGGUGAGUGGCACCGACGAUGGUGAACGGAGUGACAGUAAGCAGGACAAAUCGCGGCUGAAUGAGACCACGGAGACCCAGCGGACCCUCCUCAAUGGAGACCUCCAAACCAGUAUCUGAAAUGCCCAGAGAAGAGCAAGCUCUGCCUACUGCCUCUGGGACGAGGAGCUGCUCAUCCUCCCCAGGCCCUUCUUCCCAUGCGUCCCUCUAGGAUUCUAGAAUCCCAGUGUGAUUCAGAGAAAAGUGCUG